Enterobius vermicularis (human pinworm) is the source of this 1326-nucleotide messenger RNA. Lineage: Eukaryota; Metazoa; Nematoda; Chromadorea; Rhabditida; Oxyuridae. The record is from the annotation of a GenBank genome assembly.
UUGUAUACGCUAUUUAUAACUGUAAAGAUAGGCCUUGUGUUUUUUUUUUUUUUUUUUCAGAUUCAUUCUAUUUCAUCAAAUAUUUCAAUAGUUGAACAAUUGGUUGUGGUCACAUCAUCAGAAUCAGAAAUUAAUUUUACCGAACAACAUGUUUCUGGUAAUGUUUGGUGCAAAGAAUCUGUGCUACAGUUCGGUUUGUAUGGUGAAUCGGAAAAUUUAUCAGCACAACAUGAUGUUAAUGCGUUAUUUAAUAUUGGCACUAAUUCACGUCUUCAUCUUACAACGGAUAAUUUAGAGUUAUAUAUGGGUACAAAUCGUACUACCGAUGGUCAAUCGUUGGUUCUUUUAGAUGGAAAUUCAAGUUCAAAUAUUGCCUUUCAAAGUUCUGUAGGUCAAGUAGAAAUUGCAAAUACCAGUUGGUUUUCUAUUCGAGCAUUAACCUGGCGUCUAAGUUUAUCUGCACGACUAACAGUAGCAUCAACUUUUAGUGACGGACAUCGUCAUUUAGUUAUCAGUGUUAUCACCAACGACUACAGUAUUGAUAUUACUGUAGAAGAUGGAAAUCUAGCUGCUGUUGCCGAUUCUCAUAAUGUUGAAGUUAUUGGCGGUUAUACAGAUGUUUUAAUCGCCACUGGUAAUGUCACGCUUAACAUCAGUAACUAUUUUGGUUCUGUUGCAACAACACUGCUUCCACCACUCCAUUUUCCACGAGACAGUUCAUCACAUUUUGAUCAUCAAUAUAAAACUGGCCUUCCAUCAAUGACCACCAGUUUAGUAACACUAGAAAUACCAUUUAAUCGAACAAUUUCUACAACGUUAUCUCAGCUAACUAAUGUCAAAGUUACAAUUCCAGAAUAUCAGCUUAUAAAUUCAGAAAUAAAUUCUACGUCAACUGUGGUUGCUGAUACUGUCAGUGAUGCCAGUACAAAUGGCAUUGAUCAAAUGGGCUAUACAACAACAGAAACAAUAAAGUUUGUUACUGGAAUAACAAAUGCAACAGUCAAUUUUAAUUAUACUGAAUUUAACAGCACAACAAUAUUUGAAGACAUUUCCACUAAUGAUAAAACGGAUUAUAUUGUUUCUACAACAACUGCAACAGUAUCGGUUAGUUUACCAGAAAGCAUAGACGACCAACUGUCAACAGUGUCAACGCGGCUGAUUAUCGACAGUGACAAUGACGAUCGUUUAACUGCUUCAACAGCUUCAACACUUCUAAACGGAACACAAGUGUUAACCGAAAUUUCAGCUUUACUGGUCACCCCAUCAGUUUACACUGUGAUUCCACAACAAGUAUCACUGCCAAAUACUCUUAUCGAUGUAUCUUUA